GGCAGUAUUUACGGCUGCACCAUCGCAGCUGAUCGGAGGAUUUUCCUCAGCGGGGAAACACUGAUCCUGAGCCCGAGCACCGAGCCUCCAUCAUGGACUUCAACGUGAAGAAACUGGCCUCGGACGCUGGAGUCUUCUUCACCCGGGCCGUGCAGUUCACUGAGGAGAAACUGGGUCAGGCUGAGAGAACCGAGCUGGACCAGCACCUGGAGAACCUCAUCACUCGAGCUGACGGAACCAAGAACUGGACCGAGAAGAUCCUGAGGCAAACUGAGGUGCUGCUGCAGCCCAACCCAAUUGAUCACACAGGUGCUCGAAUCGAAGAGUUCAUCUACGACAAACUGGACAAGAAGCUUCCGUCCAGGACGACCAACGCUGAGCUGCUGGGACAACACAUGCUGGACGCUGCUCAGGAGUUUGGUCCAGAGACACCGUACGGUAGCACCCUGAUCAUUGUCGGAGAGUACCAGAAGAAACUGGGAGGAGCCGAGCGUGAGUUCCUCCAGACCUCAGCCGUCUCCUUCCUCACUCCUCUACGCAACUUCCUGGAAGGAGACUGGAGGACGAUUUCAAAAGAGAGGAAGCUUCUGGAGAAUCGACGGUUGGAUCUCGACAUUUGCAAAGCUCGUCUGAAAAAAGCGAAGCUGGCAGAAGCUAAAGCAGCAGCUGCACCAGAUUUUCAGGAGACGAGGCCUCGAAACUACGUCCUCUCUGCCAGUGCAUCAGCG
Paralichthys olivaceus (Japanese flounder) is the source of this 728-nucleotide messenger RNA. NCBI's taxonomy places the organism in Eukaryota, Metazoa, Chordata, Actinopteri, Pleuronectiformes, Paralichthyidae. The record is from RefSeq and is a predicted model, not a curated record.